UGUUAGUCAUUUUGAGGCAGUCUGUUGCUGGAGCCAGUCUGUUAGCCAGAAGAACCCUCGAUUUGCUGGAUUGACAUGUAAACAAAAUCCCUAGCUAACGUUAGCUAGUUCAUUGAAACAAAUGAAGUCAGCGUGAGAUCGACAUAAUGGGGAAAAGAGAUAACAGAGUGGCUUAUGUGAACCCAAUAGCUGCGGCCCGAGCGCGGGGACCGGCGCCUUCUUCAGGGCCCACCAUACAGGACUACCUGAGUAGACCUAGGCCCACAUGGGAAGAAGUGAAAGAGCAACUGGAGAAGAAGAAGAAAGGUUCAAGAGCACUGGCAGAAUUUGAAGAAAAAAUGAAUGAGAACUGGAAGAAGGAGUUGGAGAAAAACAGAGAGAAAUUACUUGGUGCAAGUGAAAGUAAGAAGGACAAGGAUAAAGAAAAAGAAAAAGAGAAGAAAUUACCUGGUGGGAGUGAAAGUAAGAAGGAUAAGGAUAAAGAAAAAGAAAAGAAACAGAAAAAACGGAAGGAGAAGAAGAAGUCCAGCAGGCAUUCCUCGUCUUCCUCCUCUUCAUCAAGCUCUGAUUCCUCUAGCAGCUCCUCUGAUUCUGAUGAUGAGGAUGAAAAGAAGAGCGUUAAAAAGAAGCGGAAAAGGAAGCAUUCCUCUGCCCGGAAAGCUUCGGAGGGCUCCCUCUCAGAGUCCGAGUCGGAUAGCAAGGAGUCUUCCAAGAAGAAAAAGAAGAAACUCAGGGAGGACCUGGAGAAAGAGAAGGAUGGCAGCCGGAAGAAGAAGAAGGCCGAGCGCACACACAAAGGCUCCUCUUCUGAGUCCUCCGCUGACUCGGUAAUGGAUGGAGAUGUGGAGUCAAAGAAGAAGAAGAGGAGCAGUGAGGAGAAGGAGAAAACUACAGAAAAAUCGAAGAAGAAGAGAAAAAAGAAACACAAGAAACACGGGCGGAAGAAGAAGAAGGCCUCGGGCUCUGGGUCCGAGCUGGAGAAGCGCCCGGCGGCACAAACGCCGGAGACGGGAGCGCACGCUGUUUAGGGAGGACGUUUAACAAUACUACCAAAAAAAAACAACAGCAUCGUCAACCCCCUGCAUGACGGAAGACUUUUCCUGGCGAGCGAGAAGCUCGCCCCCUGCUCCUCAAGGGUUUUAUCAUGGGGACAUUUCACGUUUCAGUUACUUUGAACUUUGCAGUUUUUUAGAGGAAAAUUUUCAGUCCAAAUAAAGGUCAUGUUACCAAUAUGAUUGUCGAGAGUGGCUUGUCUGAAUGAUUCCUUGUCGAUUUGAAGCAUAAAAUCGGUUUUCUGUGGUAUACGAGGCCCGAGACUGUUGUACUGCAGCAGGGAACUGCUUAUUAUGACCUCUUUGCUCUUCAAAGGUGGUUAGUGAUGACUUUCACUCCAACAGGUCUUUCACAGCUGUUAUGUCUGCAAUUUAUGUUAUUUUCUCAUGUUUCAGUUGAAAUUUUGGAGUACAAUAAUUAUGUGACUUCAGUAUGCUUGUAUGUGCUGUGCAUGUACCUCCAUCAGGACUGUUACCAGCCUCAUAUUGAAGUUGGAAUUACAAAACUUGGUUAGUUAUAGUUGGUGGAGACAUGUUUGGUCCUUUGAGAUUGAAAAAUAAAAGAUGGUGGAUAAUUCUAAAGUUUGACAUGAAAUAAAAUUAUAUUGUAGCACU
This is a messenger RNA of Anguilla anguilla (European eel), 1667 nucleotides long. RefSeq names its product family with sequence similarity 133 member B (gene fam133b). The coding region runs from base 147 to 1028 and encodes 293 amino acids. NCBI's taxonomy places the organism in Eukaryota, Metazoa, Chordata, Actinopteri, Anguilliformes, Anguillidae. The record is from RefSeq and is a predicted model, not a curated record. The transcript is spliced from 11 exons.